This is a messenger RNA of Durotheca rogersii, 782 nucleotides long. RefSeq lists its product as uncharacterized. The record is from RefSeq and is a predicted model, not a curated record. Lineage: Eukaryota; Fungi; Ascomycota; Sordariomycetes; Xylariales; Xylariaceae. The coding region runs from base 112 to 672 and encodes 186 amino acids. Gene Ontology annotation, cellular component: membrane. The transcript is spliced from 4 exons.
UCUUCAACUCGUUUCCUCGCAAAGCGACCACCAUCUUCUUACGCGGGUCCGAAAACGACAGCUGCCGCCCUUUCUUAGAUGCCUACCUAAUAUCCCUCGGAAAGCGCCAGCAUGACCGCCGUAAAAUUCACCGUUUCCGCUGCCCGAGAUGCCCUCGUGGCUUCGGUAGCCGCAGCAAAAGCAGCAGACCUUCGGAGCAAGAUAGCCAUCGCCGCAGCCGUCGCCGGAGCCGCCACCGGAGCCGCCUUUUCUGCAACGAAGUCCACCGUCGAGUCGGCAGACAUACCCAGCCGCGUAGCUGCCGCAGUAGCCGCCGCGAAUAUACCGGACAAGGCAAGGAGGGGGGCGGAGUGGGUGGCCGAGAACCCAAAGCAGACUGCGCUGCUCGCCGGCGCAGGUCUCGUCACCCUCGUACCGGCCAUCAUUUCUGGGCCGGCCCUCGGGAUCCUGGGAUUUGGCGCCCAGGGGGUUAUUAAAGGUUCUGUCGCAGCGGGCAUGCAGAGCGGAAUCGGGAACGUAAUAGCGCCGAGCAUCUUCGCGAUGCUGCAGAGCGCCGGCACCGGCGGGUACGGGGUAGCCACCGUGAAUACGGUAGUGUCAGCUAGUCCCCUAGUCGCGGGAGCUAUGGGUGCUGGAAUUUCCCGUCUCAGAGCGAGGGCACGAGGCAAUUGAUAGUAGUUGACGGGCGAAAGAAUUAACGAACCUGGGGUCCCGACUGCAUCUACGCAAAUAUAUGUCUCGGGCACGCUUCGCGUAUUGUUCUCUAACGGCCGCACCCCUCG